UUAUCAUAAAAAAAAUGUGGCUUACAUCACCUCAUCACCACAAUUCAGUUAUUUUAAGGUGUGUGUGCGUCAACGCUUAGCAAUUUGCUAAUAGCUAUUUAGUUUAAAAAAAACUUGUGAUUUCGCCAAGCUCGGCGCAUAGCACAUAAUUCGCCAUGUCGCAAGGUUACUACACGGUCUGCAGUUCUCCACGUGGCGGGGGGAAAAAGGUCAACCCGUUUUCCACUAUGUCGCACCAACCACAAAACCAUCAAAGUUACGCGACGACGAUGCCCAGCAGGAAUUUUAAUAGUCCGGUGGCAACAAAUUAUGGUGGUUCAAGGGCACCUGUAGGUUAUAGUGACGGUGGUGGUGGCAGCUUUUUGUACGGCGGUACCAUGGGUCGCAGUGAUCGGGGGUCGUUAUAUGGCGGUGGCGAUCCUGGCGGUGACCGCGAAGUUGUCAACGGUCUGGUCAUGAACAGAUUUCAGACGAUGCGACGACUUCCAGCUUAUCAUCAGCAGCAGCACCAGCAAGAAUUUUACGGUGCUGGUGGGAAUGGGAGUGGUGGAAGGGGUCACGUGAUGAAUUCGGAUUUUUUUACAAGUCCGUCAGCGGAGUCGGGGUCGACGACGUAUAAUUUUUCGACAAUGCCGAGAAAAUCGGGGAAGGAGAAGAAAAGCAAUAAAAAUAUGAGGCAAGAUUAUGGACAACCGAUGGACUUCCAGAGAGAUCAGUGGGGUAAUAGAGAUUGGACUGAUCCGAACGGAGGACUCGAUCUCAAUGGGGUUGACGACCAGGAAGAUGACAUUUAUUCAGAGGCUUAUUCCGAUGACCGAAAUAGUCAUCAAUUUAAUUACGCCGAGCAGGAUCGUGAUGAUUAUGAGGAGACUUACACUUUACGCCGUGCAGGAUUAAAGGGUCCUCUCCCACCACCACCACCCCGACCUACCCAAACAUCUUAUGGUGUCAAAAAAUUUCCAGCGUAUCAAUUUAACACGGCAAACUAUGAUAAUGACGAGCAAAACAAUGGUUUCGUACAACCAUCAUCGAUCUUUGGUGGGCCUAAAAAAGGGGCGAAGGGUCAUGCUAAUGGUCCACCACCACCACCUCCUCCGAUGCCGAUGGGAGGAGGUGGAAUGCCACCCCCACCUCCGCCCCCACCUGGACCAGCUUCUCACCAGUCAAACAGUGGUUCUCAUAAUAGGUCAACUUUACCUCCGGUGUCCAGUGAUAGAUCCAACCUUAUGGCCGACAUUCGAAAAGGAGUUAAUUUGAAGAAAUCCAAAACCAAUAACAGAAGGAGAUAAAUUUAAACUGAGGAGAUAAGUAUGAUGGAUGGAUGGACUUGCUAAUG
This is a messenger RNA of Folsomia candida, 1336 nucleotides long. RefSeq names its product neural Wiskott-Aldrich syndrome protein. Bases 156 to 1289 code for a protein of 377 amino acids. The record is from RefSeq and is a predicted model, not a curated record. Lineage: Eukaryota; Metazoa; Arthropoda; Collembola; Entomobryomorpha; Isotomidae. Gene Ontology annotation, molecular function: actin binding. The transcript is spliced from 4 exons.